AUGCUGACGGCGUCUGCAGCUGGCGGCCAGACAUGUCGACAUGAUGUGCACGCGUUUGAUGCGGCCGCCGGUGCGGCAUCAUAUGACCCAAAUUCAAAUGUCAGCGUCAGCACGCACCGCUCGUCUUCUGUGCCAGAACUCUGCAAGCAGGGGCAGCAGAAUGCGGCGGCCAACGGACUGACGCUCACCACCCUAUUCACGGCCUCCCUCAUAGGGCACUGUGUGUACUCUUGGGGGAGCAUGCACGGUGGUGUAUACCAACUCCUAGCGGUUUGGAUCUGCAUCGAGCUGGCGUAUUAUGCAUGGCACCGUGGAAGGUAUGGCGUCAUCAAUCAGCUGGUGGAGACAGAGUAUGAUGUGGAGAGGGUGGCAGAGGUCAAGAGGAGGUUCCUUCAGCUCAAGGGCUGCAUGAGCAUUGAGGACUUCUUCAGCGGCUGGUUCCAUGGAGCCCCCGCCGAGACCAUAAAGAGAGGCAAUGUGGAGGACUUUGUCGCCUAUGGCUUCUACUUCAGAACGCUGGAGGGACUGCCAUCAGAGCUGCGACGGGCGGUGUCGGACUUCGUGGACCAAAUAGAGGCGGAGUGGGGUGUGAGGUUUCCAGAGGGGCGCAACGCUGACAUCAGCUUCAUGGCGCAUGUGUGGGAGGAUCUGCGAGUUCUGCCCAAGCCCCUGGCGCUGCAUUUAGGCUGCGAAUUUGUCUCAGCGCUUGCUGCGGCCCUGCUGCGCCAGAUGGGCUUCCGUUUGGAUACCUGCCAGGGCUUCACCUACUGGAUCAGGCGACCUGAUCAGGCGAUGGUGGGGGCACAGCAGCAGGUGGCGGCGGCGGCAGCAGCAGUGGUGCAGGGUGUUGAGUCAGCGGUGUGCGAGUCAUGCGAUGAGUCACCGGCAGAGACGCCGUCGGUGUCCGGCCGCAGCAGCGUGGACAUUGAUGUGGACGCCAGCUCACUUGGCAGCUGCGCCAGGGGGAUGCUGAUGGGCGUGGGGAGAUCCGUGGUGCACCGCCGGGGGGACUCCUGCUCCUCGCUGCGGUCAGAAGACGGCGGCGAUGCGAGCGACCCCGGGCCUCGGCCUAUUUUCUUCCUGCACGGCGUCGGCCUGGGCAUGGUGCCCUACCUGGGCCUUAUCCAGCAGACGCUUGUGGCCUGCCCGGGGUCCCCCAUGAUAUUACUGGAGGCUCCCCACGUGGGCCUGCGCCUGCAGCUGCGCGCGAGGGACGUUGACGAAGUGGCCAAUGCUGCCGCGGCCAUUCUGUGGCGCCACGGAUUCCCCGAGGCCUGCUUCGUUGCGCACAGCUAUGGCACCUUCUGCGCUUCGCGCGUGACUCAGCUGCACCGCAGCGUCGUGCACUCUCUGGCGCUGGUGGACCCGGUCUGCUUCCUGACCUGCUACCCGCAGCUGCUCUACAACUUCGUCUACAGGGUGCCAAAACUAUCGGACGCGCUCGGCUCCCUGGCCGGCCUGGUGGCGGCUGCGCGCUUCCUCUUCUCGCGCGACCUCAUCAUUGCUGAGACCUUCUGCCGAAAGUUCCGCUGGCACGAGCUGAUGCUCUGGCCCCAGGACAUGCCAGCUCACGCGCUGGUGGCCCUGUCAGAGAAGGACGACCUUGUGCCUGCGCCGCUGGUGGCAAAGCACAUCCUGGAUGCGCAUGCCACUGCCAGUGUCAUGUACCACCCCACGGCCGGCCAUGGGGGAUUCCUGAUCGACCUACCCUGGCAGCGGAGGCUUGUGCAGGCCUUGCAGCCGCAGCCACAGACGGAGAGACUCGAUCUGCUGUUCCCAAAUGGGAUCCCAGUCACUGGCCCUGGCAGGUUCAACAAGAGCCAGCACAUGGGAGUCACACAAGAGGGGCUGCCCUGUGAUCCCUUCAACGUGCCUCAAGGCAGCAUCUGCGUCAACAACCAUCUGCCAACUCCCUGGUCAGCUGAUGUGGACCCCACCAGCCCCCUGCCAGAGUACCCAAGACCCCAGAUGUCCAGGAAGCACUGGCACAACCUCAAUGGCAUCUGGGAGUUUGAGCCUUAUGGGGUGUGGCAAGAUAUGGCCCUGCCCCCUUCUGGCCGCCAGCUGUCCAAGCGCAUAGUCGUCCCUUUCCCCACCGAAGCCCCGCUGUCCGGAGUAGGCCGCUCAGAUGUGGGCACUUCGCGCAUGUGGUACCGACGCAACUUCACAGUCCCCCAGGACUGGAACGUGGCAGCUGGCAUGCAGGGUGCUUCAGCUAGACGCAUCUUGCUGAAUUUCGGCGCUGUGGACUGGGAGGCCGAAGUGUUUGUCAACGGCCAGCGCAUGGGCUUGCACCAGGGCGGGUAUGACAAGUUCCAUUUUGACAUUACUGACGCCCUGAACCAGAACGCUGAUGGCGUGCACGAGCUGGCAGUCAGGGUCUUCGACCCGACCGAGUUUGCCCAUGUGCCAAUUGGCAAGCAGAGGCGCCACCCUCCGCGCCACCCCUCUGGCAUCUGGUACACGUCCUCUACCGGCAUCUGGCAGACUGUCUGGCUGGAACCGGUUCCUGUGGCUCACAUCGAGCGACUGGACAUCAUCCCUGACAUUGACACAUCCACAGUGGAGGUCACUGUUCUGGGCAAUGCUGCAGCGCAGAGCCACACUGCACGUGUGGUCUUCACCGACAAGGAGGGCCACAAGGUGGCUGAUGGGCAAGGCCGUGUCGGGGUCCCUUUCAACGUGAGUGUCAGUGGCCACAAGAGCAGCAAGCUACACCUCUGGUCAUUUGACACACCUUACCUCUAUAGCCUGCAGGCGUCUCUUCAAGCUGCAUCCAGCAACACGUCUGUCAGCUCUUCAACGGGAGGAGAUGCAGUGGAGAGCUAUGUGGGCAUGCGCAAAGUCUCUCUUGGCCGUGUCGGCCCUGGCAAGCACCUGCGGCCCCUGCUCAACAAUAAGUUCACCUUCCAGCUGGGCUUCCUCGAUCAGGGCUUCUGGCCAGAUGGCAUCCACACAGCGCCCACGGAUGAGGCCCUGCAGCACGACAUCAAGUUUGCAAAAUUCCUGGGCUACAACCUGCUACGCAAGCACAUCAAGGCAAGCCUCCCUUCCACUACAACAUGCAUAUUCAUGAAAGGAGCGUGCUCCAAUGACCGGCAUUCUCAGCAUGGUAUUGAAAACUUUCUGGUGGCCUCUCCAUUGCAGGUGGAGCCAGAUCGCUGGUACUACCACUGCGACAGGCUUGGAAUGCUGGUGUGGCAGGACAUGCCUUCCAUGUACUGGGAGGACCCUUUCAGCCAGGGAGAGUCCUACAGGGCCGGGGUUGAAAAGGCGCAGUUUGAGCACGAACUUACUCGCAUGAUCGAGGAGCACAGGAGCUUCCCCAGCAUCAUCAGCUACAUUGUCUUCAACGAGGGCUGGGGCCAGUACGAAACGACGCGCGUUGUGCAGCUGGCCAAAUCCCUGGAUGCCUCCCGGCUGUUCGACGGCGCCUCUGGCUGGGUCGACGCCCCUGUGGGCGACCUCAUCGACAUGCACGCCUAUGUGGGGCCCAAUUCUCCCGUGCCGACGCUGACGCGCUCUGCUGUGCUGGGGGAGUUUGGCGGCUUGGGCCUGCGCGUUGAUGGGCACCUGUGGAUUCCAGAGGAUGCCUUCUGCUACGAGAUGGAAGCCAGCCCUGCAGCCCUCGAGGUGCGCUACCUGGGCCUCAUUGAGCAACUGAAGGAGCUGGUGGUGGAUCCAGCACUCGCGCUGAGUGCCGCGGUCUACACCGAGCUUGCGGAUGUGGAAGCUGAAAUCAAUGGUCUCACAACCUACGACCGCAAGGUGGUGAAAGUGGAGCCAUAUGCGCUGCUGGCUGCCCACAAGUCCCUGAUGGAUCUGGCCCACAGCCUGAACGAUGGUGCUGUGGAAGCACUGUGA
Molecule: messenger RNA, 3864 nt
Organism: Coccomyxa subellipsoidea C-169
Lineage: Eukaryota; Viridiplantae; Chlorophyta; Trebouxiophyceae; Coccomyxaceae
Exons: 24
Coding region: 1-3864 (1287 amino acids)
Biological process (GO): carbohydrate metabolic process
Molecular function (GO): hydrolase activity, hydrolyzing O-glycosyl compounds
Source: RefSeq, a predicted model, not a curated record